Molecule: messenger RNA, 1496 nt
Organism: Neoarius graeffei (lesser salmon catfish)
Lineage: Eukaryota; Metazoa; Chordata; Actinopteri; Siluriformes; Ariidae
Gene: cfap90
Product: cilia and flagella associated protein 90
Exons: 3
Coding region: 1-414 (137 amino acids)
Source: RefSeq, a predicted model, not a curated record
AUGGACGAAUUAAUUAAAUCAGAGUCAAAACCAGUUUGUGCACUGUCUGUGUACAGCUUUAUUCCUCCAAGACGAACUGAACCGAAAGAGAUCAGGUUUUUCAACUCGUGUUCUCAGGCACCAGACCGGUCUGUGUAUGACUGUAUAUACCGGAGAGCUGAGGGAUAUGAUAUGAAGCUACACCGUGAUGACCGAGAACACGACAAGGGCAGAGGGCUGGAGAUCUACCAGGAGGAAUGCAUCAGACCUGUACCCGUGCGCUCCUCAUCCGAAUACGGCCGUUGGCUGCCACUGCUGUCGAACCAGUCGAACCGCAAGUUUGCCCGUGUGUCUCACGUACACAGAGAGUUUUACAGGAGAAAUGGCAUUAGCAAAUCCGUGGAAGAGGGUUACGGCUCUGUCGUUCCAGUCUGAGCAAAAAACCCCAAACAGCAGAUCUUAUUAGCAGGGCUGACUGUUUUUAUUGUGAUGAUUGAUCAUUGCAACUGAUAUAGAUAUUGCUCUUAAGUUAUCAUGCUCAUGAUUGUCAAGCUUUUUUUUUUCUUUAAUUUACAAAAGCUUACAUGUAUAAAUGGACGCAGAAAUGUUUAUAUAGAAACUCUUUAAUGGAUAAGAAAAUGGCGGCGACAAAACAUGAACACAAAUUUUUCUCAGGCACGCAUCAGUUCUGCUCUCAAGUGCGACACGCGCACACAGCUUUGCCUGUUCACACACGAAGUCCAUACGAUCCAUGGUGAGAAAGAAAUGAAGCUUUGUUUACUGUAGUUAUUACUGGUUGAGAUGAGGUUUGCUGUACAAACGUCCCUUUUUGUGGUGUGUGUGCGAGAGAGAGAGAAAUAUAAAGAAAGAGCGAGAUGAAAUGGUCAAGGCAUUACAGUCCCCUGUGAUAAGGAUCUGCUCAUUUCAGUGUGUACAAAGAAAGUCUUCAGGUCGCCUUUCCCCUUCACGUUGAUGAUCCCUCGACACGAGCACAUGUAGCCCAGAGUCUGAAGGAUCCGACUCGUUUCCUCCGUCACCUGGAUUUUAGCAAUAACAAAAUAAACAGAUUAAAAAAAAAAAGCUUGACACAUUGUAUAAAUGAUGCUUUUAUACUAGACUGGACAUCAUGAGACUUUUAUACAUGACAUGAUUUGCUUACAGUAUCAAAGAAAUGUUGAUUCAGGACAAUUUUUUUUUUUUUUGCUUAUGGCUGCUUUCUUUUCAGAGUGGAAAAAAAAAUAAAUGACAAAACAAACAACUGAGAAGGCUAGCAUAAAACUACUGGAAGAAACAAAUAUAUAUAUCAGCUGUUGCCAUGACAAUAUACAGUACUGUGCAAAAGUCUCAGGCACCCUGGGUUUGUUUUUGUUUCUUUUCCUUCAUACAAACUUUGUUAUAGAUUUCUAUUUUAUGACUUCUACAUUAUCGAGUCGGUAGAAAAACAUUUUAGAGUUCCAAACGUUCGUUUCAUUUUCCAGCACAAAAUUAAAUAUUACAGUUUAAAAAACAAACAAACA